CUAUUCAAAUUUAUUGGAAGCCUGAACAAACGAGUUAGUGUGAUUUGUGAAUUUGAUCGUAUGUUAUUUAGAUUCUCGCAAAUUGUGUUAUUCCUUCGCGUGAUUUCAAAGAAUGUGGAUUGAGAAAGGACGGGGUGACGCCUAAGUGAAUCGCCUCUCACCCUGUCCCUCCUCCGCGUUUCGCGCGUUUGCCCGCAUUCGAACUGGGCCCCGAUUCGCGGCUUCCGCAUCACGUGGCGAUACCAUCCACGUUUCUUGACUUUGGGUAAACAAGAGGAAAGAAAAUAUUUGUGCGCAAGAGUAUAUCAUCAUUGUCAUUACGGAAUAGCGUGCGCACGAGACUGCCUCUGUCAUCGUCAACGUCACCGUCGCCAUCCGUUCCUGUCGAGCGAAAAGGACACAGGAAGAAUCGCGCGGACACGAGGAAGCACAGUAACGAGGUCUCGUGCUCAUACAACCGCGGAGGCAGGAACGAAUUUAGAAGGAGAGCGACGCGUGGGCUCUUCUGGCACUGAAGUCGGCGCCGGCCAGCCCGUCGAAGAUGCAGUGGAACCCGGAAUCGAACAGCGCGCCGAUAGCGCGGAUCGAGGCACGCGAAUUCGAGUACAUGGUUAGGCAACGGCGCAUCACGAUCGGCCGCAACAGCAGUAAGGGUGAGGUCGACGUCAACAUGGGCCACUCCAGCUUUAUCUCACGCCGGCAUCUCGAGAUCUUCUACGAGCACCCAUUCUUCUUCAUGAUGUGCAACGGCAAAAACGGCGUGUUCGUCGACGGGGUGUUCCAGCGCAAGGGCGCCCCUGUCUUUCAGUUGCCAAAGACAUGUCAAUUCAGAUUUCCAAGUACAACGAUAAAGCUGAUGUUCCAUUCACUCGUCGAUGAACAGGAACAGAGUAACAUUCGCGUGCCCUCUCCACCAAAGCAACGAGCGCCGUUACCUCCUCUGCGAAUAAACAUACCGGACACUGGUUAUAGCAGUCCAUUCCCGUCACCCACAGGUACGAUAAGCGCUGCUAACUCUUGUCCGGCUAGUCCGCGCGCCGGCCAAGGCAAAAGAAAUAUUUCGGCGGACCUGCAGAUGGUUGCGGCUUAUGCCGCUGCUGUGGCGAAUGACUCGCAGAAUUCUACCUUGGAUAGGCAUAACUUGGAGAGACACGACAGUGGGCAAGGCUCUAGUAGACAGAUAAGCCCGGAACCAGCUGAUGCGCGUUACCGCGGCGGUAACGGUUCGGGACCGAACGGUACAGCGCCGCACUACAGUCCACCAAAGGAUGAUUCAAAACCGCCGUUUUCGUACGCGCAACUGAUCGUUCAAGCGAUUGCCUCCGCGCAUGACAAACAACUUACCCUAUCGGGCAUUUACUCUUAUAUCACUAAGCACUAUCCGUACUACAGAACCGCGGAUAAAGGCUGGCAGAAUUCUAUACGACAUAAUCUGUCGUUGAAUCGUUACUUUAUCAAAGUUCCAAGAAGUCAAGAAGAACCUGGGAAGGGCUCUUUUUGGAAGAUAGAUCCCCAAUCAGAAUCUAAACUCAUCGAGCAGGCAUUCAGACGAAGACGGCAACGCGGUGUACCUUGUUUCCGCGCGCCAUUUGGAACUUUGUCGUCAAGCAGAAGUGCUCCAGCUUCGCCCUCUCAUGUUGGGAUCAGUGGAUUAAUGACGCCCGAGUGUUUAAGUAGAGAAGCUUCUCCUGGACCAGAAUCGUAUCCAGAUAACUCGGUCCCCUCUCCAGCCGGGCAGCUCGCAACGAGUCAGUCGGCACCUGGAUCUCCCGGGCAUCCGUAUACAUCGUCUCAGACGACUCAUAAGGGACGUUUGAUGCAGACAAUAGUAACGAAUGGUGUCAAUAGUGAUACAGGAAGAGAAGAAAAAUACUUGGUGCCUGGGAACACUGUAGAGGACCAUUCUUUAUCUCCAGCUGGUCAAUAUAGUCCAGCUCCUGUUAUUGUACAAACAACAUAUAAUUACAGUGGAAAUUUUAUCAGCCCCGAUGCUGGCGUCGGGGGGAUUAGCAAACGUGCUCAUGAAGAGUCGGAUAGCUCGCCUGGUUCACCGGCUCCGCUCGCGAUCGUCGAGAGCCCCGAGCCUCCUGAGCAUCAGCCAUCGCAAUCCAAACGUCAACGUAUCCACGAAAUGGAUGAUCAUUGAACUGAUACAUCUAUCAUCCUGUUACGUAGAACAUUACAUUUACAUUAUUUGCCUGUCGUGGAACACAUACACAUAGACACAUAGACACAUAGACACAUACACAUACACACUGCAAAUUUCAUUUUUAUUUUAACCGCAUAACCCGCUUUAGACUGCACAUAAUCGAGAUCGAGCGUCAGUUCUAUGUCUUUCGCGAAGAAUCGCGAAGAACUGUUGUGUGUACGAGUCCGCAAAAGAAAUCAAUUACUGAAAGAACAAUGAGCAGACACUUUUCCUGUCCUUCUAGACUUCAUGUUUUAACAUGAUUUUAUCAACAACAGUCAAUGUACAUAAGAUAUCUAUAUACUUUAUUAAAUGCUUUCUCUUUAUGACUUGUUAACUUCGGCAGAAGAUAUAGUAUAUAUGUAUAUGGAGCUUAUUUGAUCGGAGGUCAUCCAAAAUAGUAACAGCAGCUAUUGCGCUGACACAUCAAAUUGCAAUAAUGUGAUGCGGUAACGUGUGCCAUUCAGCGUUUAGCCGUUAUAUUAAAUAGACAAAAGAGAAGAAGAGUGUUAACCAGUGAGAAUGUUAAUCAGUGUAAUUCUAUCGAAUGCGAGAAUGCGAUUUAUCCAUAGCUGAAUCCGCUGGCCGACAUCCAUUUCACUCGUGCGAUUUGUUUUCUUUUUUUUUUUCCCGUAUUAUCGCUUGCACCGACUUGGCGUCGUCAUCGCGACUAAUGAAGAUUAACGAUAGGCAAAACGAUAAGAGAGAGAAAAUAAUAGAUUAUUAUUACAAUUAUAGCAUUCUUAAUUUAAGACGCUCAAUCGAAUGUUCUAUCUGAGAUUAAGAUAAGACCUGGGAUUUUAAAAAGAUCAGUAUCGCGAGA
Pogonomyrmex barbatus (red harvester ant) is the source of this 3011-nucleotide messenger RNA. RefSeq names its product forkhead box K (gene FoxK). Lineage: Eukaryota; Metazoa; Arthropoda; Insecta; Hymenoptera; Formicidae. Gene Ontology annotation, molecular function: DNA-binding transcription factor activity, RNA polymerase II-specific; protein binding; RNA polymerase II cis-regulatory region sequence-specific DNA binding. Gene Ontology annotation, biological process: regulation of transcription by RNA polymerase II. The record is from RefSeq and is a predicted model, not a curated record.